Messenger RNA from Herpailurus yagouaroundi (jaguarundi), 2822 nucleotides. RefSeq names its product fucosyltransferase 9 (gene FUT9). The record is from RefSeq and is a predicted model, not a curated record. Gene Ontology annotation, cellular component: membrane. The transcript has 5 exons. Lineage: Eukaryota; Metazoa; Chordata; Mammalia; Carnivora; Felidae. Gene Ontology annotation, molecular function: alpha-(1->3)-fucosyltransferase activity. The coding region runs from base 744 to 1823 and encodes 359 amino acids.
CAUCUCCUCAUCUCGCAUUUCUCUCCCCCGAGCUCUUCUGGUGGGAACCUUUGCUGAGCUCGUGCGCGCCUCCCGCCCCUCCUCCUCUCCACUCUGGGAGAUCAUCUCCUCUUCUCCCCUCGCUCGCCCCCCUCUCCCCUCUUUCCCUCCCUCCUUCCCUACCGCGUGCCUCCUCCCCUCCCCCUCGACUCCCUCCCCUCCGGCGGCAGCAGCAGUAGCCGCCGCUUCAGCGGAGCCGGAGAUGGGCAGAGAGCGCGCGCGGCGCAGCAGCUCCGGAUCCACAGCCCUCCCCGCCGGCAGCUCCCUGCGCCCCCGCCGCCGCUGUCGCCGCCCCGGCGUCCCCAGGCUCCAGUCCCGCGCCUAGGACAGCGCCGCCACCGCCGCCCGGCCCUGCCUGCCGCCUGCGCUGCGCAGUCCUCGCGCGCGCCCGGAUGGCGCUUCCCUCCCUGGACCGGUGACACUCCAUGCCUUUUAUCACCCCAUGCUUCUGCUGAGACUGUUCUCUGCCUGAAACACUCAUGUUCUUUUUGUGGCUUAGAAUGUAAUAAUUCAAGAAUUUUAUAAUACAGUUGAGUAGCUUAACAACUGUUUAUGUGCUUCCCAUGGUAUGUUCUCCAUAUGUUUCAGUCCUUCUGAAAGUAGACUCUGAGACAACGACUUGACUACCAAUAAUUUUGAGGAACAUCUCAAUCCUAGGAAACAGAAGCAAAGAACAGGACAAGUGACAGGGGAAAGAAAAAAUUAUGACAUCAGCAUCCAAAGGAAUUCUCCGUCCAUUUUUAAUUGUCUGCAUUAUCCUGGGUUGUUUCAUGGCAUGCCUGCUCAUUUACAUCAAGCCCACCAACAGCUGGAUCUUCAGUCCAAUGGAGUCAGCCAGCUCAGUGCUGAAAAUGAAAAACUUCUUCUCCACCAAAACUGAUUAUUUUAAUGAAACUACUAUCCUGAUUUGGGUGUGGCCAUUUGGGCAGACCUUUGACCUUACAUCUUGCCAAACAAUGUUCAACAUCCAAGGAUGCCAUCUUACCACAGACCGUUCCCUAUACAACAAAUCUCAUGCGGUUCUGAUCCAUCACCGAGACAUCAGUUGGGAUCUGACUAACUUACCUCAGCAGGCUAGGCCACCCUUCCAGAAAUGGAUUUGGAUGAAUUUGGAAUCACCAACCCACACGCCCCAAAAGAGUGGCAUUGAGCACCUGUUCAACUUGACUCUGACUUACCGCCGUGACUCAGAUAUCCAAGUGCCUUAUGGCUUCUUGACGGUGAGCACAAACCCCUUCGUGUUUGAAGUGCCAAGCAAAGAGAAGUUAGUGUGCUGGGUUGUAAGUAACUGGAAUCCUGAGCAUGCGAGGGUCAAGUAUUACAAUGAGCUGAGCAAAAGCAUUGAAAUCCAUACAUACGGGCAAGCAUUUGGAGAGUAUGUGAAUGAUAAAAAUUUGAUUCCUACCAUAUCUACUUGCAAAUUUUAUCUGUCUUUUGAAAACUCAAUCCACAAAGAUUACAUCACAGAAAAGCUCUACAAUGCUUUUCUAGCCGGCUCUGUCCCUGUUGUUCUGGGGCCGUCUAGGGAAAAUUAUGAGAAUUAUAUUCCAGCAGAUUCAUUCAUUCAUGUGGAAGAUUAUAACUCUCCCAGUGAGCUCGCAAAAUAUCUGAAAGAAGUUGACAAAAACAAUAAGUUAUACCUUAGUUACUUUAACUGGAGGAAGGAUUUCACAGUAAACCUUCCACGAUUUUGGGAAUCACAUGCAUGCUUGGCUUGUGAUCAUGUGAAAAGGCAUCAAGAAUAUAAAUCUGUGGGUAAUUUAGAGAAAUGGUUUUGGAAUUAAAGUUUUCCAUCAUUUGCACACUUGGAGAAAUUAUUUUGAUGAGCUAUCAUCCAAGUUUUGAGGAUAAGAAGAGAGACAACAUUCUGCUUUUUGUCACAAUUUAUUUUUAUCACUGUCUCUUGGGUAACAUGUAUAUUUUGAUGGAGAUUUUUGAGAGCUCAGCAUUAGCAAUCACUCCCUUUGGUUUUAAAUUAUCCUGUAUAUACCUAAUUAUGUGCACUGAAAGUUAAUUUAUUCUUUGCUACCAUUUGUAAACAUUGUUUUCCACAUUUUGGUAGUUGUUUGUAAUGUAAGUUUGUGAUAUGAUUGUUGUUUCUACAUUGGUCAGCUGUUUAAUCUAUUUGGGAAAUGAAGAUGCACACUUAAAAUAUGAAAUAUUUUCACUAAAUAUCAUAAUUUCUAGUUCCAACUUCGCAUAAUGUAACAAAGGAAAAGCAUUGGUAAUUGAGUUCUAACCUCUUUGACAUUGAAGUGAACAAAGUGUAUAACUGCCUCUGUUUGAUCUAUUUUUUACCUGUUUACCACAUUUUUUGUGAAGGAAAAAUUAUUCAUGUAAUGAAUAAGAAAGAGACUGAAGCAGAACUGUUUUAUUCAGGAAACUAGUAGACUUCUCAUUUAUUUUCAUUAAGCUGUCUUGCAAAUGCAGCUACCUGUUCUCAUGAUCUUAAGUUAAAUUAUUCAAGUAUUUUUACAUAUCCAAUUUGGGGGGACUUUUAGAACCUGGGAAAUAAUCCUGACAACACUUAAGAAUAUCUAAGACCGUUCUCUUCCCAGUCCUAACACUCAUUAUUAUAAUAAAGCAAACAAUUUCCCCAAAUAACAAAGGAAAAGGAUGUGUAGAGAUAAAAAUCAUAUUUAUACAUGGUACAUUUAUGUACAAUUUUGAAUAACAUAUCAAUUUACCAUAUUUGUUCCCCUAGCCCCAAUAUUUAAAAGUUUCUAUUUGCCAUACAGACAGUCACAUAGACAAAACAUUUCAGAGGUUUGUCCUAUCAUUUA